This is a messenger RNA of Esox lucius (northern pike), 5638 nucleotides long. It is a transcript of the gene ston2, whose product is annotated as stonin 2. Gene Ontology annotation, molecular function: clathrin-cargo adaptor activity. Bases 190 to 2889 code for a protein of 899 amino acids. Lineage: Eukaryota; Metazoa; Chordata; Actinopteri; Esociformes; Esocidae. Gene Ontology annotation, biological process: regulation of endocytosis; synaptic vesicle endocytosis; clathrin-dependent endocytosis. Gene Ontology annotation, cellular component: synaptic vesicle; AP-2 adaptor complex. The transcript is spliced from 9 exons. The record is from RefSeq and is a predicted model, not a curated record.
AGAUGCGAGGGCAGCGCAUUGUGCGUGUCUAAUCCUGCCGGGUCGACUCGCUCUCUAGUCUUGUCAAUGGAACACGGGACGAUAUACAGCAACGCUCGUAACUCGACAUAAUAUCGGUGCAUGGAUGCAGGCAGACGUAAGGUGUGAGGACAGGAACUCGUGGAAAUUAGUGGAGCGGACACAAACAUUAUGGCCACCGCCAGCAGAUCCGGCUCGGGGAGGGCUGGUUGGGUGGCAUUCGCAGAAGAAGCCUUCAGGACGAGCACAGAUCAUCACGCAGAUGUGAAUAGCAGCUUGCAGAGGCCUAGCCCCGCCCAUAGUGAGAGCUCCUCCAGUGUGGAGCCUUUAGCCCCUCCCCCUCAGCAGAGCGCCUGGGUCCUUUUUGAGGAGAAGCCCUGGCCCUCACCCAAUCAUCAGUCGCAGGUAAAAGGGACGACCAGACACAGUAUGUGUUCCACAGCCAGUUUCUGGAGUGCCGUCCCACCCUCGGAGAGCAGCUGGACCCAAUCAGAACCAGGCUCCACCUGGACCACCCAAUCAGAGCAGAGCUCUGUGAGCAUCGGGGCGUCGUCCAGUGAUCUGCCUUCCCUAAACGCGGAGGAUAAGCCCAACGAGACAUCAUCACGGCCUCAGUCACCCAAUUCAUCAGUGUUCCCAGAGGAUGAAGGCAUAGAGAUGGAUUCAGUCAGCUGGACAUCAAACACCAAACUCCCAAUCAGCCAGUUAGAGACCCCCUCCUCCACUGGGCGCUUUUCUUCAUGGGUGACAUUUGACGACGACGAGAACAUGCCACUAGUCCACUGCCGAGAGCGGCCCUCCCACUCCCACCACGGCCUCAGCCACUUCCAGGACGCCAACAGUCAUCUAAUUAAUUCCCUUCCUGAUGUUUGUGACCAGAACAUGAUCCAGAAUCGUCACCUCCUGGACCUGACGCCAGGCGGGAACCUGCCUCAAACACUGCUCACCGUCGGCACAACAACCUACACCAAGAAGAAUCCUUUCCUGUGUGAAGACCUCAGUGACAUCCAGCCUUCUCCUAUCAACCCCUUCAGUUCUUACUUUGACAGCAAACAGGAAGUCCCAUCACAGCCAAUUCAGCACAGUGGUCCUGCCCACCACAGAGACAGCACUCCCUGUGCUUUCACAUUUAGCUCUCCUUUCUUCCACUGUCCCAGCUCCCACAGUCAAGAGCUCAAACGAGAAUCGAAUGCAGUGUUCACCUCUGAUUUCGAGCCCAGCGGAGUAGGAGAGACGGCUACUACUCCCCAAGAACGACUAGAUCUAAAUCAGAUGAGAAACCUCCACAUUGUUGACCCAGAUGACCCAGGAAGCCCCACUCUGCCAGAUGACUCUGUUGAAGAGGCGCAAGAGGCAAUGGAAGAUGGGGUAGAGGGAAAGGAGGAAAGCAGCCCCUAUCUCCCGAACCACAUGGCUCCUCAGGAGGGCUGGGCCAUGCUGCUCCGUAUACCAGAGAAAAAGAACAUAAUGUCCUCACGCCACUGGGGGCCUAUCUAUGUCCGCCUCUCAGACGACGGCGUGCUACAGAUGUUCUAUGAGAAAGGCCUGGAGAAACCCUUUAGAACCCUGAAACUGGACCCUCGCCACGAGGCAUCCGAGCACCGCCUGCAGAACUACGAUGAAGCUGGCCGCGUACACACCAUUAGCGUAGACCUUGUCCAAUACCGCGAGAGAAGGCGGAUCCAGCCAAAGUCACCCAUCACCCACCAGCCGAUCCGCGAGCAACUGGUGAAGCUGGGCACCACCUGUUACUACGACUACCAGAGUUUUCGGCACUCGCUGGAGGAGACGCUGAGGCGUUUGCCAGCUAGUACGAGCGGGGCCUCACCGGGGACGGCAGGUUCGCCCGUAGGUACAGGGCUGACGGAGGAGGAGGUGCAGGUGGAGAUUAGGGACGAGUUCUAUGGGACUGUCGCUGCUGGAGACGGGAGGAUUCUGAAGCAACUUGUGGUGACGCGGGUGCAUGUGCUGGCAUUCCUUUCUGGGUCGGCGGGCUGCCGUCUCGGACUUAACGAUGUCCAGGUCAAAGGUAAGGAGGUGGUUUCCAGGCAUGACAUUAUCCCCAACACGACCACACGCUGGAUCCGCCUGCGCGACUGCGAGCUUCAUGACGAACACGCCGACGAACUAGAGUUCCUGUCGUCGCGCCAGGUCGUCUUCACACCCCCGCCCUGUCGUCGCUUCCAGCUGCUUGCCUUCCGCACAGCUUUCGCAGAGAAGACCCUCCCCUUCACGCUGCGCACCGUCGCCUCAAUACGCGGCGCCGAAGUCACGCUGCAGUCCUGGCUACUGAUGUCACAGGGUUUCUCUUCCAAUCGGGACGCCUUAAAUGUCAUCCCAUGUGAGAAUGUAAUGAUCCGCUAUCCUAUACCAGAAAUCUGGGCCAAGAACUUCCGUCGGGAGGGAGUGAUGGGUGAGAGGUCACUUAAGGCCCGGUUUAACAAAGGUGCCAGCUUUGGCACGGCAAGUACUUCCGGGUCAGAGCCAGUGAUGAGGGUCACCCUUGGCACGGCCAAGUAUGAACAGGCUUUUAUAGCUGUGGUUUGGAGGCUCAGCCGCCUGCCUGACAAAAACUCUGCAUUGGGCCACCCUCACACCUUCUUCUGUCGUCUGGAGCUGGGUUCGGACCGGGAGGUGCCAGACUCUCUGCAGAACUACCUGGAGGUAGAGUUCGACAUGCCUGCCGCCUCUGCCUCUAAAGCUACCGUCCGCUCCCUCUCUGUGGAGGACCGGGCCCAAGUUAAGAAGUGGAUCACUUAUAAAUCACACUACUCUUACCAGGUGCCAAUAGAACUGAAGGCAGAUGGUGUUUCAGAGAGCAGCAGCCCUACACUGGAACCAGAGAUGCCUGGAGAUUGUUCACAGCAGUGAACACAUAAACAGAAAGACUGGAUGGAGGGAAGGGAGAAAAUUACUGCUUUUUUUUUACAAGGGAGGGGAGAAAUGUCACUUUUUGCACUUUGAAGAACUGGACAGGAAGAUGGUGGGCCAAGGACUCGUUUGGUCACAUACUGGCCAUAACGGUUUGAUACCUGGAUAUAAACUAGACAGACAGGUUUCAGACUUGUGCUGGGCAUGAAAUCAUAUUUUACUAUCAAUAACCAUUUUGAGUAUUGCUUUACCUUAAAUAACAGUAUUUCAAUGUUUGGCUUGUUAUCAUUCGUUCUUACCGCCAGUAAGCGGAUCCAAACUGUUAGAACUGCUAAAUGCUUGCAAGGGGCUUUGGGUUCAUGCGUAUAAUUUUGAGCCAUUAACAGGGCCUGAGAGGUAACGCUGGUGCAGAAUGAGCUCACUGUCAUGUACUUAUGUGCCACAAAUUAUGAUUGUCAGAAACUGACCCCUGAAAGUAAAAACUGCCAUUGAAUCAAUUGAAAACACUUGGUCAUGAAGGAGAAUAUAUAAAAAUAUUUUGAUAUAGAGGAACAUAAGUUAUUCAAAGAAUAAAAAGACAAACAUGUGGUACAAUGUGGAAAUGAAUACAAAUGAUCGAAGUAAAUGUAGAAAUGAAUGAAAAUGCUGACAGUUAUUUAAGGUAUUUAAGGGAAGUAUCAUUGAAAAGUAUAGAACAGUCAGAAGAGAGAAUAGAUUUGGCCAGCAUGGUGUUACUGAGGGACAACAAUUCAUUUUGUAUUGCUAAUGGAUUAACCUAACCUGGCGGCCUUUUCAUUUUGGUAUACAACACAACAAUGUAACAGAACGUUCAGUUACAAAUGUAUUGUGUAAAACUGAUAUGAUUGUCUGUGAGAGUCGAGAGACAUUUUGAGUACUUUGGGGAUUUGUUUUAAGAUGUUGCAAAGCCAGACAUUUAAACCAGGGACUUGAGAUGGCUGAAGAACUUGCACAGGAUUAGAGUAAUUGAAGUUAUUGAGGCUGUAGAGUGGAUUUCCUACACUCUAAGGUUUGUCAAAUCGCUAGAUAACAUGCUCUUACAAUAUGUGACAAUGUAACUGCAUGUUGCCAAAUGUUACACAGUAGUAUGCCACACUACUGCCAGCUGUCAAAACUAGAGAAUUCGGUGCAGUUAGAAUGAUGGCCAUUUAACCAAAGUAAAUGGCCAUCAAAGCUGGCGCUAACUAGAAAUAUUUUACAGUAUUAAUGGCCAACUGUUGUCACUGAUCUGUGACUGUUCUGUUCUAUAGCCAUUUACAGAAUUUCAAAGCUAGUGUUUGAUUAACAAAAUGUAUGUUUAGUUGAGUACCACAAUUGGGUAGAUUCCUGGAAGUGCUCCUGCAUAUGUAAUGAGUCUAUCUUACAUGAGACAAGACAACUAUGACAUCACUAGAAAAAAGUAUUGUACUGAAGUAUGUAGCGAACAGUAUAGCCACAAGUGUACUUUAAUACCAACUGGUUCUAUGCAUUUUCUGCAGGUUUUAUUUUCAGUGUGACAAGAGUUUUGCACUGUUUAGUAUUCUUCUGAAUACACUUAUGUUCAGUCAGUCAGGAGUGGGGUAAGAAUAUGUGCCCUCUGGUUUUCUCUUGCAAAGUCUCAAGUUAUUUCAAAAGGCCUUACCGGUAUGUAUCUUGGUCCUGUCAGAUCAAAUGGUUGUCUACACAUGAGUUAACUGUCAUAACAUUUAUUGUCCAUCAUGCAAAGUAAUACACCUAACAACAACAACAAACUUUAGUUUGGCUGUACUUUGCAAUCUAAUGAAUACUACUAAGCAUUCUUUAAGGACAGUGAUGUUGCUUGGUGAUAGUUUGCAUUUUUAUUUUUCUAUAUUUGUACAAUGUGCGUACUACUAAUAUUAACUCAAUGUGAACAAGAUACUGUAUGAACAGAAAAUAUAUGCUGCAAUGGACACUGUCUAAAGGUUUACAGAUGUAAAUUCUAGCUCAUUACAGUAGAAUAUUGUUGUCUUUUAGUUGGCACAAUGGGUGCAAAAAAGACUCCUUAGAAAACUUGAAGAAUAUGUAGUCUGUUAGCAGAGGGAAUUUUACACUUGAAAGCACAAUAAAAAUAAUGCAAAUCUACUGUUAAUAGGAAUUUCUGUGUUAGAUGAAUUUAUUCUAGAGGCUAAAUAAGUUUUGGAACAAUCUUUCAAAAAAUUUACACAGCAAAUUGAGUGGAAUUAUAGAAAAUAGUUCAGUUUAUAAUAGUUUUUCAUAGAGAAAAAAACGAAAUGCAUUUUUACAGCAGGUUAUGUACAGAUCUGGUUGGAAAACUAGUCUGAACAAUUAUAAACAACAGAAUAUUUGAAUUAUUUUAAAAACACUGAGAUAUCUAUGUUGAAAAGCUAUUAUUAUUUUACAUUUUUUUACAAGCCCAGUACAUUUCAAUGGUUAAAAAAGUGAACUUCUUAGGGGUAAACAUUAUGCUUGUACAGUCAUGAUGAUAACAAAUCAUGUAAUCUGACAAUGUAACAUUUUCUUCUUCAUGACAUUUUGAUUAAAUGGUUGGGUUGUGCUAAAAAAUAUGCAUUUUGGGAGAUGGGAUCAUCCUGUUCAGUAACAUGGCUUUGUGUUAUGUACAUUUCAACUGUUUAAAUCUUUAGCGGCAAUAAUAAAUUGAUAAGAUCUGUUCUUUUGACAGAUCCAAGUGGAGUACUUAAGACGGGUUAAGAGGUAUAUUUGAUAAAAAUGUUGGUACUUCAAACAAAAUUAAAUAUAUUUUUCUCGACUA